GUGGAUGAAACAAUGAUAGAGGAUGACGAAGAACGGAAUACUCGUGCUGAUGACGUUGAAUAUGUACGCACAGCGGUCAUAUGUGAUGCUCAAGAUCAGUAUAUGCAACAGUCGAGUCUCUGUUUGGUAUGUGGUGCGAUAGGUAAACCGCACACACAGGAAAGUUCGAUGAUCGCAUGUUGUAACUGUGCGCAGACGUUCCACACCUAUUGUGUAGGUCUUCAUGAAAAGUUGAAUCAGGCCGUUGUCAACAGAGGAUGGCGUUGCCUCGACUGCACUGUUUGUGAAGGAUGUGGAGAGGGCAAAGAUGAGUCGAAAUUGCUUUUGUGCGAAGAAUGUGAUGUUUCGUACCAUAUCUAUUGCUUAUCUCCUCCACUGGAACGCAUACCUAACGGACCUUGGAGGUGUCAGUGGUAA
Cylicostephanus goldi is the source of this 417-nucleotide messenger RNA. The record is from the annotation of a GenBank genome assembly. NCBI's taxonomy places the organism in Eukaryota, Metazoa, Nematoda, Chromadorea, Rhabditida, Strongylidae.